Molecule: messenger RNA, 10361 nt
Organism: Myotis brandtii (Brandt's bat)
Lineage: Eukaryota; Metazoa; Chordata; Mammalia; Chiroptera; Vespertilionidae
Gene: INO80D
Product: INO80 complex subunit D
Exons: 11
Coding region: 181-3264 (1027 amino acids)
Cellular component (GO): nucleus
Source: RefSeq, a predicted model, not a curated record
UUAUCCCUAUUUUACAGAUGAGAAAACUGAGGUUAAAUGACUUGUUCAGGAUAACAAAACAAUCUGCUUCAUCUUGAUUCUGCAGCAUUCCAAAGUGUGGUAUCCUUGGGGUUCUCUUAACAUUGCUAUGGUGCAGAAGAUUUAAAAUCAGCUGAUGUUCACAAGGAAUAGAGUCACGUGAUGUAUGAAGGGAAACAUAUACACUUCUCUGAGGUUGACAAUAAGCCCUUGUGCUCAUAUAGCCCCAAACUGUGCAAGCAGCGGCGACUCAACGGCUACGCUUUCUGUAUCAGACACGUUCUGGAGGACAAGACUGCCCCCUUCAAGCAAUGUGAAUAUGUGGCCAAGUAUAACAGCCAACGCUGCACCAACCCCAUCCCCAAAUCAGAGGAUCGUAGGUACUGCAACAGCCACUUGCAGGUACUUGGCUUUAUCCCGAAAAAAGAGAGGAAGAAAAAGAAUGAUCCUAUAGAUGAGGUAAAGGUCAGGCACCAGAUGGAUACCAUGGCCUUUAGCCUGGCGGUGCCCACGUUGGCCUUGAAGAUGCCCAAUGGACUGGACGGUAUGUCCCUCUCUCCACCGGGGGCAAGAGUCCCUCUCCACUACCUGGAAACCGAGUUGGAAGACCCGUUCGCUUUCAACGAGGAAGAUGAUGAUCUAAAGAAAGGGGCAACUGUGAGAAAGAAGUUGCAGAGCAAGUUGGCCCAGAAUCGUCAGCGCCAGAGAGAGACAGAGAUUUUAAAAGUUCGGCAAGAGCACUUUAGUCCCCCUCCUGCACCUUCCCAGCAGCAGCCUCCGCAGCAGCACUCCAGCCUGUCACCUUUACCCGCGCCUGUCAAACCUCCAGCGCCACCGCAGGGCUUAGUCUGCAAGUCACCUCAGCCUCCGAACACCAGCCUACCACUGCAGGGAGUGGCCCCCACCACACACACUAUAGCACAAGCGAGGCAGUUGUCUCACAAGAGGCCUCUGCCCCUCCUGCCAUCCAGUAGGGCUCCUGUCGUGGACCCGCCCAGGACUGACCGGGUCCUUAUGAAAGCCACAGCCUUCUCUCCACACUUCUCUUGUAUAAGUCGACUGCAGAGACUGGUGAAACUGUGCACUCAGAAGCAUCAGUUGGACACUGAUCUGUUUCCCCAUUUGGGGUUGGACUGGUCUGAAGAGAGUGGGGAGGAACUGGAGGACUCGGAGCAGGCCUCGCCAUACCAGGUUGCAUGGUCCAUCCGAGAAACCCUCAGAUAUGAAAGACACACGUCAGAUGACGAUGACACGGAGAGUAGGAGCUCCAGGGUGACCCAACUUUGCACUUACUUUCAGCAGAAAUAUAAGCACCUCUGCCGCCUGGAGCGGGCAGAAUCCCGUCAAAAGAAAUGCCGGCACACGUUUAGGAAAGCCUUGCUGCAGGCGGCCAGUCGAGAACCAGAGUGUGCUGGCCAGUUAAUCCAAGAACUGCAGAGAGCUGCGUGCCACCGAACCAGCAUAAGCCGGACCAAGUUGAGGGAGGUGGAACCAGCAGCAUGCAGUGGCAUGGUGAAGGGUGAACAGUGCACUAACAAAGCCCUUCCAUUCACCAGACAUUGUUUCCAACACAUCCUCUUGAACCGCUCUCAGCAGCUCUUCUCAAGCUGCACGGCCAAGUUUGCAGAUGGACAGCAGUGCUCUGUGCCUGUUUUUGACAUCACACACCAGACACCUCUGUGUGAAGAACAUGCCAAAAAAAUGGAUAAUUUCUUGAGAGGAGAUAGCUCCCGGAAAGUUCAGCACCAGCAGCAGAGGAAACCCAGGAAAAAAACCAAGCCUCCUGCCCUUACCAAAAAACACAAGAAGAAGCGAAGGCGUGGACCUCGUCGACCCCAAAAGCCCAUUCCCCCUGCAGUACCCCAAGGGAACCUCAGCAUGCCCACCAGCGUCUCACUGCCAGUGGAGGCCUCUCAGAUCCGGAGCCCGUCCACGCCAGAGCUGAGUGCUGAUGAGUUGCCGGAUGACAUUGCCAAUGAGAUCACUGACAUUCCACACGACUUGGAAUUGAACCAGGAGGACUUCUCGGACGUCCUGCCACGGCUGCCUGAUGACUUACAGGAUUUUGAUUUUUUUGAAGGAAAGAAUGGAGACCUCCUCCCAACGACCGAAGAGGCUGAGGAGCUUGAACGGGCCUUGCAGGCUGUAACUUCUCUCGAGUGCCUGAGUACCAUUGGGGUGCUCACCCAGUCAGACGGUGUGCCCGGCCAGGAGUUGUCGGAUAGAGGAAUAGGGGUGUUCGCCGCAGGUACUGGAGCGCCAGGACUUCAGUCCUUGAGCCGAGAAGUGAACACGGACCUGGGGGAGCUGUUGAAUGGGCGCAUUGUCCAUGAUAAUUUUCCUAGUCUAGAGCUGGAUGAGAACCUGCUCCGCUCUGCUGCCUUGUCUAACCCACCUACACCCCUGGCAGGGCAGAUCCAGGGGCAGUUCUCUGCCCCAGCCAGCGUUGGCCUUACUUCUGCCACUCUGAUCAGCCAGAGUGCACUUGGGGAGAGAGCCUUCCCAGGACAGUUUCAUGGACUUCACGAUGGCAGCCAUGCCUCCCAGAGGCCACACCCUGCCCAGCUGCUGAGCAAGGCAGAUGACCUAAUCACCUCACGACAGCAAUACAGCAGUGAUCAUUCACACUCCUCGCCCCACGGAAGCCAUUAUGACAGUGAGCACGUGCCGUCUCCCUACAGUGACCAUAUCACCUCUCCCCACACAACAUCUUUCUCUGGUGAUAAUAUGGCAGCUACCUUUUCAGCAGAGAUGCCCAUCAUGGCACAGCACUUGCUCCCAACCCAACUUGAGGUGCCACUUGGAGGAGUCGUGAACCCCAGAACUCACUGGGGCAAUCUCCCUGUCAACCUUGGGGAUCACUCUCCAUUUAGCAACCUUCUCGACGCAGAUGGACAUCUUCUUUCCACUUCCCUGUCCACGCCACCCACCACUUCGAACUCAGAGACCACACAGCCUGCCUUCGCCACCGCGACCCCCAGCAGCUCCAGCGUGCUUCCGGGGUUGCCGCAGACCAGCUUCAGUGGCAUGGGGCCCUCCGCUGAGCUAAUGGCCUCCACCUCUCCCAAGCAGCAGCUCCCUCAGUUCAGCGCAGCCUUCGGCCACCAGCUGAGUUCUCACAGUGGCAUUCCCAAGGACCUGCAGCCCAGCCACAGCUCUAUAGCGCCUCCUACAGGCUUCACAGUAACAGGUGCCACAGCUACAAGUACCAAUAAUGCAUCUUCUCCUUUUACCUCCCCUAACUGAGCGUGUCUGUGUGUCUGCAGGCAGGUGGGGAGCCUGGUGUUUUCUAUCUUUGUUUCCUCUUUUAUCACCCCUUCCCCUUUUCCUAAAGAAGAUUUUAAAAAUAACAGAUGGGGGCUGGGGGGAACUCCCUUUUCCGGUUAGACAAGUUCCCCUGCGGUGGACCGUGCUGCAGUGUUCACGCGUGCUCCUUCGCACUGGUGCUCAUUCCCUCCUGGCAGGUUCACUCCCCCCGUGGUUCCCUUAGUGGCUCAGCACAGUGACUGGAUAGAAUUGACUCAGCAGCAAGUCCUAGAAGUGGAAGAUACCUCAGAUUACCAGUGCCCUUUACUAUUUCCUAGUAUUCAGAUCAAUGCUUUCCAUUUUAUUACCAGGUCUUACAUAGGUGGUUCUAGAUAGAAUGGUCCCAUUCAUCGAGUCCCUGUGUGUAAGACAUAGCAAAUGGUGUGUGGAGGCCGAUCAAGACUCUGACUUAGCAGCAACUGCUAAAAACCAGUGAGGCCAGGAUUCCAUUCCUAAUCGUGAUCACAUUUAAUUAAAAAGAAAAAGAGUAGUCUUUGGACUGCCUGUGUGUAUGUGUGUGUCCACACGUGUGUUUCUGUGCAGGGCCGGAGCAGCUGUCCUAUUGUUAUUCUCUUUUGUUCCUAAUGAGCAUAUAAGACUCUGACUUCUUCCCCACACCUCACACCCCUACUCAUGUUGGUCAUUCUCUCCCACUGAGUUAACGAAGUUCCCUCAAUAGAGAGGGUGGUGGUCUGGUCACGUGAAUGGCACAACCCUUUCUGCUAAGUUAGCCCGAAACCCAAAGCUGAAUUCCCAUCGGUGCUGUGGGAAGUGGUGAGGCGCUCGCCUGAUGCUGCAGGGUUGCUGAGAGACUGUCUGCUGGUCAUGUCGCCGUGUUGGACAUGCAUUUGUUCCUAGGUCCCUCUGCCCCGAUGCAUUCGCGAGAUGUAAUUAAAGGAGAUAUUUCGAUGUGGAAAGCGGGGUAGGUCAGGUAGAUGUGGGAAGAUGGCAUCUGUAAACUUCUUGGUCCGUCUUUUGCUUUUGAAUUUUUCAUGUUUACAGUAGUGAUUCUUUGGUAAGGUUUGUAAAAUGUUGAAGACACUUGUAGAAUCAGUGUACCAGUGGUGAAGUGAUAUGUAAUAUCUGAAGGAUACACAUUUUAAAGUUUCAAAGCAGAUUAUGGAAAUGAGACGUAAAAAUAAAUUUUAUCCACUCUUUGGUACUUUUAAAAUAAUUUAAGUGCUUAGGUUUAAGUUUUGGGAAGUUGUCUGCAAGUACCAGGAUUUUACACUUAAAAAUCAUAUUGGGUAGGUUAGUAAAUUGGUGACUAUGAAACGACUAUGUGAGUUUUCUUUUUACCUGCCUUCUCCCCUGCCCUCGCCCCUCCCCCCAAGGGUGGAACUAGGUUUUAAAGGCAUCUGUCCUCUGCUUUUGCUGAGACGUUUUACUGUCCCCUGAGGUACCAUUGGCUAUUUAUACCUGAGUCUAGUCUAAUUUAACAUAUAUAUAUUUUAAAAGAUGAGUAGAGAGAGCAUAUCUAUUAAUGAUGAUGUGAUAUAAUGCUUCAUUUGUCAGGGAAUAUUUGAUCAUAAUUUCUUUUCAAUAGGUAAAGAUUGGGAUGUAUUUUCCUACUUCCAAUAUGUAUUCUCUUUAUGCCAUGCUACUUGUAACCAGUCCCUUCUUUUGAAAGCUUUUCUUUCUCUGCCUUUUAAAGGAAUGAUGGUGAUCAGCAGGCAUUAUGCAGGUGCCAUGUGACUGAGAUUACGGAGGGGAAGUCACAUGACUGUAAGAAAUCAUUAUAUGCCCUAUUUUAUAUUUAUUGAAGUUUCUUUUUAUGGGCCAAAAAUACAUUUGUAAUAUAUUUAGUUUCUUUUUAAAAUCAUGAUAAUUGAUUAGAAGAUUUAUUUUUAAUAGCUUUGCCUUUUUUGCAGAUUGAGAAAUUUCUAAAUUAUAAAUUAUGUCACAAAGCAAAGUUAUAUUCGGUAUCACCAUAAAUUUCUAUUCUGAAUGGUGAGAACAGAUCUUUGACGAUGUCUCACCUGUGGACCUAUGUGAGUAAACUUUUUUAUGUUCAUGUACUGUAAUGAAAUGAUUAUGAGUAGUUACCUCUACUCAAAAGUGUCAUUUAGUUUGCUGAACUCUUUUCACACCCCAUUACAAUAACUGUCCCUUCCCAGCGAUUGGGCUUAGUCUGCAUUGUGUGCUAAUGAGAGGUUGCAGGGAGCAGCUUGCGUUCUUAUCGGCUCUUCUCUGACAGCAAAGGAAAAGUCAUGGGGAGUCCAUUGGAACUUUUCUGGCUAUUUGUCCCUCGUGGUAGCUGCUUAAAAUUCUUCAGUUAUCAAAACUGAGUUUGCAGUAAGUUGCACAUUUUAUUGUUUGCAAUUUUCUGUUUUAUGUGCAUUUAAAAGUCCUUUUCUGCUUCCUAGAAGGAGGCAGGAAAUGAUCAGGAAUGUUGCCAGUUACAGCUUCACACCAAAAACUUGGAGAAAAUUCAUUUUUGUUUAGAUGCCCACGGUGAUAGCUGAAGAAAGGGCACGUAGAAAGUACCCAGUGUGGGCGUGAGGAAUUAGUAAAAAACAAACAAAUUUUUCCUCUCAUUUCAUCUACUUCAAAACAAAUACCCGAGCUUGUGAUUUGCUUUGCUCUUGCUGUUUCUUGAGUCCCCUUUUGGAAGAGAGAAGAACAUCUGUGAACCCAGAGAUAUCCGUUAUGUUUUUCUGGUAGCUAAUGGAGCAAUUCUAGUCUAUUAGUAGUAGGCUUGCUAUUAAUAUGUAAAGAAAGGAAUGAAGUGUCUUUUACUCCAGAAAUAUGAAAAUUAGUGUCUUUUGAAGUAGCACUUAUGCUAUAUAUAAUAAGGCAAUACUGGAAUCAAAAACAAAUUUUAUUUAAGGUCCUAAUUAGGUGGAAGCUAGCUUUUAUUCUGGUGUUAAACUCGAGAAGGAGUGGCUUCAGUUCACUCUGUUUCUGCAGUUCUUCGGGACCAUUUAUAAAGGCCAGUUAGAUUGUGUUAAUGUGAUUUUAUUUACAAAGUUGCUGCAGUUAAUGGAUACAUUCUGUCUUCUGAAAACCAGGAUUCCAUUCUAAUGGAUACUCAUUGGCUGUGAUCUAGUGUCCGAAGAAAUGAUGUGUUUUCUCUCCUUUACUCUCUCUACAUAAUUGUUAAUAUUAUUUUAAUUAAAGUGCUUAAGACAUUGAUUUUUCUCUCUAUUAAAAAUACUUAGCAAUUUGCACAGCUGGGUAGGUUAUAUAUCUAGUAAACAAUUCAUAAUAGUUAAUAGCAAUUACACUUGACCCACCAAGUGACGGACUAUGCAAUGAAAAAGUUUUCUAAUUCUCGUCACAUAGCUUAUACUGUGGAGGAUUAUUUUCUCUGGUAACCUGCCAUGUGAGAGAUGACUCUUUGCAAAUGACUUCCUGAGCAAUGUCAUGCUGGUGGGCAGUGUGGUGAGUCCCGUGUCCCUCCACGAGAAAACUGUAAUUUAAUGAGAAGCAAAUAGCAAGUAUGGAAGUAAAGUUGGAAUUCCGCCCUUCAAAUUGUAGUUACAUCUUGAGUGGCUUCAGGCUAAAGAAAGCUAAUGCUUUAUCUUUGCCACAUAAUUAUUCAAGAAUCAUUUCUUAAAUAAGCCCAAUCUCUCAAUUGCAAGUUAGAAAUCCCAUUUUUCUGUGACUAACACUAAAGUAUUUUCUUAGCGUUCUCAAUCCGUGAUCACAGCUCAGAGAAGCAAAGAUAGUUCUUUGAUUUGGAAAGAAAGGUUAUCUGUGAUACACACAGAUACCCUAUCGGUACAAUUCUCUGCUUAUGUGAAAGAAUUUAUAUUUCUGUUGACCGGUUCCUUUCAGUUUUCACAAAUUGGCACUAGAGCUUGAGCAUGCGCAGGGGGUCCCAUGCGGUCAGUUCGCCCACUUGCCUGCAGUCCCUCCUGUGCGGUGCAUUGUGGGUGGUGAUGGUUGAUAGCUUCAUCAGCAACGUCUGUGUGAGGCAUCACCCUUACUCCAGGCUAGUUCAAAAGGUUGUGGAUUAGUAUUGUAAAAAGAUGAUGCUAUUAAUAACACUAAACUAUUUAAUAGGUUUGAAAUUCAUUCAAAAACUUUUAGGUGUCUAGUUUGCAUUUUCUUCAUCCUCUUUCUUUUUAAAUUUCUUUUAACAUUCAAUUAAAUUCUAUUUUUAACCUGGCAUAUAUAGAGUAAUUUAAUGUUUAAUGGUCUUCUAAAUGGUCAACAGAACUCCCUUUUGAGAAUUUCAGAAAGAAAAUGUAAGUCCUCCCAAACAGUCUUCAUUUGUAUCUCUUUCAUCACCAACGCCUACGUCGUGCCAAGGAUUUUUUCCUGACAAAAAUAUAUGUUUCUUGGGGUGGGGGGUGGGAAUAUAUAUAUGAUAGAACAUAGAUUUUUUUCACUCUCUCAAUACAUUGAAAAGAAUUGAAUCUUCACUGGCAUUCUACAGAAAGGUAAAACAAUUUAAUGACUUCCUAAUAUCUUGAACUUUACAGGUUUCCCCGUAUAUUCGGGAGGGAUCCUGAAUCCAUGUUCAGGAGAUUGACAUUUUAAACACUGUCAUUCAAAAGAUUCAUAAUAAAAUACCAGUGAAGAACAUAUUCAUUUUCCCCUGACCAGCGAGUUGGGAAAGAAAACAUAAAAUAUAAAUGAAUGACUACAUCUCUCCUAAUAACCAGUAUCAUUAAUGCUAAGAUUGUGGUCAGAUUUAGAGCCUUAUUUCCAAAUGGCAAAAAUUCUCCUUUCACUCCAGCUCUUACUGUUUGUUAGCUUUCCUCUCUGCACUGGGGCACAGAGCUAAUCAAAGGGAAUGUGGAGUCAGAGCGGGAGAGCCACUUUGGCAUGACUUUCUUUACCUACAUCCCUGGAUCCUGGGAAUGUUUGGCUCCUUUCAAUGGCAGAGUUUUUGGUGACCUGAAGUUUAGUUUUGUAAGAGAAAACCUGUCUAACCCUUAGUGAGCUCUGUAGGGCAGCACAGCACAGCCUUCCUUCCUUUCCCUUUCUGCCUGCUUGCUCAGCCCACCCCAGUCCUGCAGUGUACACACACACACACACACACACACACACACACACACACACGCAUACACACACCGUCUGUACUGAUCCUGAUCCUGGCCUAAGAGUAAUAGGACCCUCAUCUUUCACUUGUUUUGUUUUUGUUUGUUUAUUUUUUUAAGCUGGGGACCACUGACGUAAGCUCUGUAUGCACCCAAAGUUCCCCUUGGAAAAUUUUUCAACAUGCAGUGCAGAAGGCUCCAGUGCAGCGAAAUGCCACACCAUUGCUUUUAGUUGGGGAUAGACUGAUUGGCCCUGAAAUGACUUCACCUCCUUAAGGUCCCACAGGCUCCAGCAGAUGAGUGUGGAAGUGAUAGGCGUUGUCUUCAUCUGCUUGCAAGGGUUGAAUCAGUUCCUCUCAACAGUGAUAGUUCUUUUUCACUGUACAGUGUUGAGUAUGUCUCAGGGAUUCCUUGUGGAAAUUAGGGCAGAUUUUAAAAUAAGAAAAUAGUUUUCAAAAAACUAAAGGUGACUCAUCAUUGAAGAGAGUGCAAGAAAGAGAAAACAUUUGGUUUCAUAGCCCACAGUGUCUUGCAUAGGACUUUUCCUUUCUCCUUCAGCCUCUCAUCUCAGCUUCAGCAUACAGAAUCUUUUCCCAUCAUGCACAGCUUUAAAACUUUUAUUUAAAAAUCUCCUUCCCCGAUGAGCUUUCAGAAUACUUAUUGUAGAUUUUAAGAGAAAAGGUAUAUUAAUUUAUGCUAUUAACAUCACCUCAUAAAUUAUAAGUUUUAUACUAAAGCUGUAUUGAGUGUAAUGAGUUAUGUUGCCUAUGUGUUUAAUAGCUAAAAAAUUAUAUAAGAGCUUUUUUUUCUUUUUUUUUUUUUUUUUUCACAAAACAAACUAGUGAAGCACCUUUUUACACUGGAUCUCCGCUGUGUCAAGGUGUAUAGCUGUCCUUUGCUACCUUGCAGAUAUAUAAAAUAAAAGGAUAUCCUGGGGCCUCAAAAUGUAGAACACCUUUAGACCAUUAAUUACGCUCAUAGAACUGUUGAGAAUCAUGUUUCUUCAGUCAGUGAUCUGUGGUUUACACUUAAGAUGGCUAGAAGCUUAGUUACAGGGUAAAUAGAAAUACAUAGAUCAAGUAAAAUUCCCAACUACUGUAGCUGGAAUUUGUAAACGAAGUUUUUAAGACCUCCUUUAUUUCCUAUGGAUUUAUUCUUUAAUUUACAGUUGAUUUUGUAAGUUGGGAAGUAAAAUAGAGAAAAUAAAUCUAGAUGUUCUCAGUGUCUUAUUCAGGAACCUUUUUAUCCCUCCUCACUAAGGAAUUCCCACUGUGACUUUAAAAUAGAAUUAAAUUACUUGUGUGCAUGUAUAUGUCUGUUUUUACACACAUGCAAAAAUAUCCAUUGGGGGCACGUGUGAGAGAGAUGAGUGUGAGCUUCAGUAAAAAUAGAGAAAGGUAAUAAUGUAUUAUAGAAAUAUGAUUCAUUUAGUUGAGGGUAUUGGAAUUGCUUUCUCAGUGUCUCUGUUGUAUAAAUACACCAAAUUGUUCAUCAUGUUAUGUUAAAAGGCUAACUCUGAUAUCAUGUGCAUUUUAUUCUAAUGUUUUCACUUAUAUUAUGCUAUGUUUUUAAAGUGACAUGAGAAACAGCAGGUUCUAAGACCAGCCUCUGGCUUCUGAGCAUAAAGAUAGGAGAGAGACGACAGGGCUGUGUUUAUCUGUUGGGGUGCUGGGACCAGAGAUCAAUUGAGCCUUCUUCUUCUUCUUCUUUUUUUUUUUUUUUUUACGAUUUCUUUAUAUUCUGAGUUAGAAAAUAUUGUUGAUCAUCUUUUCUUGGUGAAAUUAAGAAAAUUAUAGGCCUUUGAUAAAAAAAAAUGCCAAUUUUUCAAGGGGCUGCUUUGUUUAAUGAAUUGGUGGGAUCAUUUCACCGUGUAUAUUUCAAAACAGAUGAUUUCAGUUAUUUUCAAAAAUGAAGAAAAAAAUUACUUACCUUGUGCUAUUAUUUAUGAAGUUAGCCUGCCCUCCUCCACCUAUAUUUUGGCUAUAGGGAAAAUAUGCUACCCUUGACUUGAUCCAUAUGGAAUUAAACAUUCCUAUAUUUUGAGGU